Molecule: messenger RNA, 915 nt
Organism: Acaulospora morrowiae
Lineage: Eukaryota; Fungi; Glomeromycota; Glomeromycetes; Diversisporales; Acaulosporaceae
Source: the annotation of a GenBank genome assembly
AUGUUGUUUGAGAGAUUGAUUUUAGAUGAUGAGAAUAAUUAUAUAAGCACAAAAGCGUGUGGAUAUUUGACGUUAUUCGAUCAAAUUAUAGAUCCUUCGGAGGAAGAUACUAUGAAUCUGAAUGAAAUAACCACAAAAUUUCGAUAUCUGUCAAACACUCUUCCCAUUCCAGUACAACAAUAUGAUCAAUCUCAAUUUCCCGAUAUACACAUUAUCAAAAGCAUUUCUAGUCAUUUACAUGUAGAUGCUAUUACUAAAAUGAAUAAAAUUGUGGAAAACACCUCAGAACGAUCGUGGACAGCACAUUUGAAUUCGAAAGUUAUCAACUAUAGAGCAGAUAGAGUAGCAGAAUUUCGUAAGCGACCCAAGCAAAUUCCAAUGUUUUUGCUUGAAGUUUCCGGAAAUCCUAAUAAUUCAGAUCCUGAUAAAUUUGCUACUGACAGAAAAAAAUUAAUGAAUGAAGGUGUUUUCGCCCUUAAAAAGUUUAUGACAAAAACAAACUUGCCAACAUGGGACGUAUAUAAGAUUUGGAGGAUUUUUCUGGCUCAAGGAUUUGAUAAUCUCGAGAUUGGUCAAAUGAUCUAUAUUGGACCUGGUUUAUAUUUAUUCCCACUCUUUACAGUCCCUAAUUUUAUUAUUUCAACUUUCACCACUGGUUUGGGAUAUGCACCUCGACUAAUUCGAACACUUCUAUGCUUGAGAUAUAACAUUAUUAAGAAGAUCAAAAAGUUUAAGGAAUUUGAAAGAAAAGGACAGCGAUACAUUAUGAAGCCCAAGACUAAGUAUGCUACUGGACUUAUACCAGGACAGUCUAAAGUUGGAAUGUUUGCACAAUUUUUAUCUAAAAUAUCAAAACAAGAGAAUUUAGAUGAUUUCUAUUUCCCAAUUAGUCCCCCUGCACUAAACAUUGACUAG